Molecule: messenger RNA, 348 nt
Organism: Gongylonema pulchrum
Lineage: Eukaryota; Metazoa; Nematoda; Chromadorea; Rhabditida; Gongylonematidae
Source: the annotation of a GenBank genome assembly
AUGCAGUUUCCGUUCAUGUCGCCCGGUGUCCCGAAUUAUGUGACAUAUGCAAUGGUUGGCGCAGUUGUUGGACAUGAAGUAUCGCAUGCAUUCGAUGAUCAAGGCGGUCGUUAUGAUGAGUUUGGUAAUUUGCAUGACUGGUGGGAUUCUCAGACGGCGCAUAAAUUUUAUGAAAAGACGGAGUGUUUUAUCCGACAGUACAGUAGUGUGAAGGUGGAAGAGGCCGGCAUGCACCUGAACGGACGAUUAUCUGUCGGCGAAAAUAUUGCUGAUAAUGCAGGUGUUAAAACGGCUCUUAUGGUAAACUUUUUGCUUUCUAGAAAAGCUGUCAAAUCCAAGGACUUAUAA